GUUGUGCUUCCUUGUUUGUGAAGUAGAAAUGCUUUCGUUUCACUGUGAGCUUUCGUUUUCUGUCACCAAUAAAAGAGAGUUAAGCACGCGAUGUUUCACUAGAACGGUGUUUUUCAUUCAUGUUUCUUCGUUAUUUAAUUUAUAGGCUUUUGCAUCUGUUAAACUUAUUUAGAAUUAUAUUUUCAACUGGCGAUAGCGGGAUGAGUUUGACAAAUAAGUUGGACGAUAACUAUUGCGAGUAUGACUCGACAUGGGAAGACGAUGAAAGUAUAAAAGUCCGAAGGGAGAAGAAAACAACGGGAAAAUGUCGCAGGAACAUAUACGCUGCAAGGGACAUGCAAGAGUUUCGGCGUAGUUGCGAAAACCUUGAUGGUCCUGAUGAACCAAAAAAAAAACAUUUCCCCAACCUGGACUUUUACAGUGGUUCCGCGAGCUCAAAGCCAGAUGGUGUAUAUAUUGAUGAAUUUCACAAAGAAUGGCAGGGGGAUUAUGAAAGGCUGGAAGAAGUUCACUCCUACAUUCAGUGGUUGUUUCCAAUACAAGAGCAAGGAAUGAAUUGGCAAGCACAUGUUCUCUCAAAACAAGAAAUCAAGUUUUUCCGUAAGAAUGAAACUGCAAAGCAGAAUCUGGUGAUAUCAUAUGAGCUCAUGUUGGAUUUCUAUGGCAUACGCUUGGUCGACAAAAAGACAGGAGAUGUGGAACGUGCUACUCACUGGAAGGAACGCUUUGACAACCUAAACAGAUAUACUCACAACAACCUUCGCAUCACACGCAUCCUGAAGUGUCUGGGGACUCUUGGUUUCGAGCAUUACCAGGAAAAACUGGUCAAGUUUUUUCUCCAUGAAACUCUUGUAAACAAAAUGCUUCCAAACGUGAAAAAAAGCGUACUAGAUUACUUCAUGUUUGCUGUAUUAGACAAGAAGCAAAGGCAAGAUCUGGUUAAGUAUGCUUUUAAGCAUUUUCAGCCAAAAGAAGACUUUGUGUGGGGCCCCACGAAUAUUCUUGAAGCUGCAGUGAAAGAACAUGAAAUGACAAAUGAAACCAAGACUCCUGUAAAGAAUAAAUGUGAAGCAUUUGAGGAAAAUAAAACUCAAGAAGAAGAAUCCAGUGAAAUGCAAGAAGAUGAAAUGAUGCCUAGCAGUCCCACUUGUAAGACUGCAGAAGAUCCUAGAAGAUCUAGAAUUAGUCAAGAGCCUGUGUGCAUCCCCAAGUUGAUUGUGUUAGAUCCUGAAGAGAACAAAUCUACAGCAUUUGAGGAAAAUACAUCUUUAGACAGAGAACCUAUUAGAAAGCAAGAAACGGGAGAGAUGUCAAUCAGUAACACUACAGAAGAUGUUAGAGUGGUCAGUGAGCAAAAAACCCAGUCCGGCCAGAGCGAUUUUACUGAACCACAAAAUGAUCAAGAUAUGAUUAAUCUUUCUACAGAGAGGGAAGACGUAAAUGUUAAACAAAGCGAUGUAAAAGACCAAUUGCUGGGAAAUCCGAUACCUGAUUUAGAUGGUGAGCAAACCUCUUAUGUAAGUGAUGAGAUUAGUCAUAACAGGAAAGAAAGCUCAAACAGUGCACAAGGUGAAGAGAAGAAUGGUUAUGUUGAUCAUUGUACAGCGUAAACCUCUGUUUGAUGGUUUAAAAAGAACAAAACCUGAAGAAAAAUCUUACAAUAGAAAUAAGUUGAUUAAAAUAGUGACAGUGAAACAGUUGUAAAUGGCACUUUGAAGAUUUUUAUUUUGUUCAAUUAAUAUAAUUAUUUUUGUUUAUAUUAAUAGAUAUUUUAUUGUGUGAUCGCUUUAUAGCUUAUUACUGGAGAUAAGACAAAGUAUCAUUGAUUUGCUUUAUAGUGAAUGUUUUGAUUGAAUGUGACAGGUGACAGUUGUCUAGGGAUAAAAGCAUGACACAUUUUGUUAUUGAUUAUUUUGUUAAAGAAAAUGAUGUUGUACUGUUUUCACUGCUGAAGCUAAUAAAAUGUUAUCAUCCCACU
Messenger RNA from Triplophysa dalaica, 1978 nucleotides. Its product is annotated as opioid growth factor receptor-like protein 1. Gene Ontology annotation, molecular function: opioid growth factor receptor activity. The record is from RefSeq and is a predicted model, not a curated record. Gene Ontology annotation, cellular component: membrane. The coding region runs from base 120 to 1610 and encodes 496 amino acids. The transcript is spliced from 8 exons. NCBI's taxonomy places the organism in Eukaryota, Metazoa, Chordata, Actinopteri, Cypriniformes, Nemacheilidae.